Molecule: messenger RNA, 6299 nt
Organism: Pogona vitticeps (central bearded dragon)
Lineage: Eukaryota; Metazoa; Chordata; Lepidosauria; Squamata; Agamidae
Gene: CHD1
Product: chromodomain helicase DNA binding protein 1
Biological process (GO): nucleosome organization
Cellular component (GO): chromatin; nucleus
Molecular function (GO): chromatin binding; ATP binding; histone binding
Source: RefSeq, a predicted model, not a curated record
GCCUGGCUGCAGCCCCUCUCGGCGGCUCGCCUUUUCCGUUGGGCUCCUCAGGAGAGGCCCAGGCCGCCAGGCGGGCCUGGCGACGCGGAGGGUAAUCUGGGCAACACUAUGAACUGCUGAACAAAAUAGAACAGUAUACAUGUGAGAUAGCUGAAGAUCAAGAAGAGGAUUAUCUUAAGUGGACAUUUUAUAUCCAGCUUGGAAACUGGAAGAAUUUUUAUUUAUAUUUUUAUCCUGGUGAAUAUUUACAAUGAAUGGACACAGCGAUGAAGAAAGUGCACGGAACAGCAGUGGAGAAUCAAGCCAGUCAGAUGAUGAUUCCGGUUCAGCUUCUGGUUCGGGAUCUGGUUCAAGUUCUGGAAGCAGUAGUGAUGGAAGUAGCAGCCAAUCGGGAAGCAGCGAUUCAGACUCUGGAUCAGAGUCUGGCAGUCAGUCAGAAUCAGGGUCUGACACAUCUAAGGAAAAGAAAGUCCAAGCAAAACCUCCAAGGGUUGAUGGAGCUGAGUUUUGGAAAUCAAACCCAAGUAUUUUGGCUGUACAAAGAUCUGCAAUGCUCCGAAAGCAGCAGCAAUUGCAGCAGCAGCAGCAGUCAAAAGCUGCAUCCUCAAACAGUGGCUCAGAAGAGGACUCGUCAAGUAGUGAAGACUCUGCUGAUGACUCAUCCAGUGAAAUCAAGAGGAAGAAUCAUAAAGAUGAAGACUGGCAAAUGUCUGGCUCAGGAUCUGUGUCUGGAACUGCUUCAGAUUCUGAUUUGGAAGAAAGUAGAGAGAAAAGUAGUGGUGAUGAGAGUGAAUCUGACUAUGAGCCAAAAAACAAAGUCAAGAGCAGGAAGCCUCCAACCAGAAUAAAGCAAAAAAGCAGGAAGAAAAUUUCAGGGCAGAAAAAAAGGCAACUUGAAUCAUCAUCAUCAUCAUCUGAUGACGACGACUAUGACAAAAGAGGAUCUCGCCGCCAGGCAACAGUAAAUGUUAGUUAUAAGGAAGCAGAAGAGGCAAAGACGGAUUCAGAUGAUCUGCUGGAAGUUUGUGGAGAGGAUGUUCCGCAACCUGAAGAAGAUGAAUUUGAAACAAUAGAAAAAUUUAUGGAUAGCCGCAUUGGACGAAAAGGAGCCACUGGUGCUACAACCACCAUCUAUGCCGUUGAAGCUGAUGGCGAUCCAAAUGCAGGUUAUGAUAAAUCAAAAGAACCUGGUGAUGUGCAAUAUUUGAUUAAAUGGAAAGGUUGGUCCCAUAUCCAUAACACUUGGGAAACAGAAGAAACUCUGAAACAGCAGAAUGUUAGAGGAAUGAAAAAACUUGACAAUUAUAAGAAGAAGGAUCAAGAAACUAAACGAUGGUUAAAAAAUGCCUCUCCAGAAGAUGUGGAGUAUUACAAUUGCCAGCAAGAAUUGACAGAUGAUUUACAUAAACAGUAUCAAAUAGUAGAACGAAUAAUUGCCCAUUCUAAUCAGAAGUCAGCAGCAGGUUAUCCAGAUUAUUAUUGUAAAUGGCAGGGUCUCCCUUACUCAGAGUGCAGCUGGGAAGAUGGUGCUCUCAUAGCAAAAAAAUUCCAGUCACGCAUCGAUGAAUAUUUUAGUAGAAACCAGUCCAAGACUACUCCUUUUAAGGACUGUAAGGUUUUAAAACAAAGGCCAAGAUUUGUGGCCCUAAAGAAACAGCCAUCUUAUAUUGGAGGCCAUGAAGGAUUGGAACUCAGAGAUUAUCAGCUAAAUGGACUAAACUGGCUGGCUCAUUCUUGGUGCAAGGGGAACAGUUGUAUUCUUGCAGAUGAAAUGGGAUUGGGUAAAACAAUACAAACAAUCUCCUUUCUAAAUUACUUGUUCCAUGAGCAUCAGUUGUAUGGGCCUUUCUUGCUAGUAGUGCCACUUUCAACUUUGACAUCUUGGCAAAGAGAAAUCCAGACAUGGGCUCCCCAAAUGAAUGCUGUAGUUUAUUUGGGAGACAUUACUAGCAGAAAUGUGAUUAGAACACACGAAUGGAUGCAUCCGCAGACCAAACGAUUAAAAUUUAACAUCUUACUGACAACUUAUGAAAUUUUGUUAAAGGAUAAGUCAUUCCUUGGUGGUCUGAACUGGGCAUUUAUAGGAGUGGAUGAAGCCCAUCGAUUAAAAAAUGAUGACUCCCUCCUGUACAAGACCUUAAUAGACUUCAGAUCCAAUCAUCGCCUUCUUAUCACUGGAACACCACUUCAAAAUUCUCUGAAAGAGCUCUGGUCUCUGCUGCACUUCAUUAUGCCAGAAAAGUUUUCUUCUUGGGAAGAUUUUGAAGAGGAACACGGGAAAGGAAGGGAAUUUGGCUAUGCAAGUCUUCAUAAAGAACUUGAACCAUUUCUUUUGAGGAGAGUUAAGAAAGAUGUAGAGAAAUCUCUGCCUGCUAAGGUUGAGCAGAUUCUAAGAAUGGAGAUGAGUGCAUUGCAAAAGCAAUAUUACAAGUGGAUUUUAACCAGGAAUUACAAAGCCCUCAGUAAAGGUUCAAAGGGCAGUACCUCAGGCUUUCUGAAUAUUAUGAUGGAGCUCAAAAAGUGUUGUAAUCAUUGCUACCUCAUUAAACCACCAGAUGAUAAUGAAUUCUAUAAUAAACAGGAGGCCUUACAAAAUUUAAUCCGAAGUAGUGGGAAGCUAAUUCUUUUAGACAAGCUGCUGAUUCGCUUACGAGAGCGUGGCAGCAGAGUGCUUAUAUUCUCUCAGAUGGUGCGGAUGCUGGACAUCUUGGCUGAAUAUUUGAAAUAUCGUCAGUUUCCCUUUCAAAGACUAGAUGGAUCAAUAAAAGGCGAACUGCGGAAGCAAGCACUGGAUCAUUUCAAUGCAGAAGGUUCUGAGGACUUUUGCUUUUUGCUCUCUACCAGAGCUGGAGGCCUGGGUAUAAAUUUGGCAUCUGCUGAUACUGUAGUUAUAUUUGAUUCUGACUGGAACCCUCAAAAUGACCUUCAGGCACAAGCUAGAGCACAUAGGAUUGGACAAAAGAAGCAGGUUAAUAUUUAUCGACUGGUCACUAAGGGAUCAGUAGAAGAAGAUAUCCUGGAAAGAGCUAAAAAGAAGAUGGUUUUAGAUCAUUUGGUCAUUCAAAGGAUGGACACUACAGGGAAGACAGUAUUGCACACAGGCUCUGCACCUUCUAGCUCUGCUCCUUUCAACAAAGAGGAGCUGUCAGCUAUUUUAAAGUUUGGUGCUGAGGAACUUUUUAAGGAACCAGAAGGUGAAGAACAGGAGCCACAGGAAAUGGACAUAGAUGAAAUUUUGAAAAGAGCUGAAACACGGGAAAAUGAAACUGGUCCAUUAAGCGUGGGAGAUGAGUUGCUUUCUCAGUUCAAGGUAGCUAAUUUCUCCAACAUGGAUGAAGAUGAUAUUGACUUGGAACCUGAACAAAAUUCAAGGAAUUGGGAAGAAAUCAUUCCAGAGGUGCACAGGCGAAGAUUAGAAGAGGAGGAAAGACAAAAGGAACUGGAAGAAAUAUAUUUACUUCCAAGAAUGAGAAACUGUGCAAAACAGAUCAGCUUUAAUGGAAAUGAAGGGAGACGCUGUAGGAACAGGAGAUAUUCUGGAUCAGAUAGUGACUCAAUCUCAGAAAGAAAACGCCCCAAAAAACGUGGAAGACCACGUACUAUUCCACGGGAAAAUAUUAAGGGGUUUAGUGAUGCAGAGAUUCGGAGGUUUAUCAAGAGUUACAAGAAAUUUGGGGGCCCUCUUGAAAGGUUAGAUGCCAUAGCUAGAGAUGCUGAACUGGUGGAUAAAUCUGAGAUAGACCUCAGACGACUUGGAGAGCUAGUACAUAAUGGGUGUAUCAAGGCUCUAAAGGAUAACUCAUCUGGACAGGAAAGAGCAGGAGGCAGACUUGGCAAAGUUAAAGGCCCAACAUUCAGAAUAUCAGGAGUACAAGUCAAUGCUAAACUAGUAAUUGCACAUGAGGAAGAACUAGAGCCUUUGCACAAAUCCAUUCCUUCAGAUCCAGAGGAAAGGAAGAGGUAUACCAUUCCUUGUCACACUAAGGCAGCUCAUUUUGAUAUGGAUUGGGGCAAGGAGGAUGACUCUAAUCUUCUAAUAGGCAUUUAUGAAUACGGAUAUGGUAGUUGGGAAAUGAUAAAAAUGGACCCAGAUCUCAAUUUAACACACAAGAUUUUACCAGAUGAUCCAGAUAAGAAGCCCCAAGCCAAGCAGUUGCAGACUCGUGCAGACUACCUCAUAAAAUUACUCAAUAAGGACCUUGCAAGGAAGGAAGCCCAAAGACUAUCUGGAGCAGGUGGCUCAAAGAGAAGAAAAAUGAGAAUUAAGAAGAGCAAGACCAUAAAAGCAGCAAAGAUGAAGGAGGAGAUAAAGAGUGACACAUCACCAACCCCUUCAGAUAAGUCUGAGGAAGAGGAAGAGGAGGAUAGCAAGGAUGAAAUGUCUUCUGUGAAACAUCCAAAUAAAAAGAUGAAAACAGAAAAAGAAAUUGAAGAAAGUCUUGAUGCAGAUACUACCAUGAAAAAGGAGGUGGAUGAGAAAAGAGAGACCAAGGAAAACAAAAGGGAUCCGAAAAGGGACAAAAAGGAAAAAGAGGACAAGAAAGAGAUGAGGGAAAAAGAGAUGAAAGAUAGGAGAGAAAACAAGGCAAAAGAAUACGUACAAAAAGAAAAGGAAGUGAAAGAAGACAAGACAAAUGAAUUCAAACCUGACAACAAGGACAAAACAAAAAAAGCCCCUUCAGCAGAUACACCUGUUCAUAUAACAGCAAGCAGUGAGCCAGUUCCUAUAUCUGAAGAAUCUGAGGAGCUGGAUCAGAAGACAUUCAGUAUAUGCAAAGAAAGAAUGAGGCCUGUCAAAGCAGCACUAAAACAACUGGAUAGACCAGAGAAAGGUCUUUCAGAAAGGGAACAACUGGAACAUACUAGACAAUGUCUUAUCAAAAUUGGAGAUCAUAUAACAGAGUGUUUAAAAGAAUAUACAAAUCCAGAACAAAUCAAACAGUGGAGAAAGAACUUGUGGAUUUUUGUUUCCAAAUUUACGGAAUUUGAUGCCAGAAAACUUCAUAAAUUGUACAAACAUGCAAUAAAGAAACGCCAAGAAACUCAGCAGCAUAAUGAACAGAACCUUAGCAGUAGUAUGAAUACCCAUUUGAAUAGAAAUCCAGAUGUGGAACGACUAAAAGAGAACACAAAUCAUGAUGAUAGUAGCAGAGACAGUUAUUCAUCAGACAGGCACUUAUCACAGUAUCAUGAUCAUCAUAAAGACAGACUUCAUGGAGACAACUACAAAAAAAGUGAUUGCAGAAAAAGGCCGUAUUCUUCCUUUAGCAAUGGAAAGGACCAUAGAGAUUGGGAUCACUAUAAACAGGAUAACAGAUACUAUGGUGACAAUAAACAUAGAAAGCUAGAUGACCACAGAAGUAGAGACCACAGGUCAAGUCUCGAAGGAAGCUUAAAAGACAGUCGAUCACACACAGAUCAUCAAAUAACUUUGGAUCAUCGAUCUAGUUCAGACUACAGCCAUCAUAAAUCUUCAAGGGAUUAUAGAUACCACUCCGACUGGCAAAUGGACCACAGAGCUUCCAGUAGUGGUCCUCGGUCACCAUUAGAUCAGAGAUCACCAUAUGACUCACGAUCUCCAUUAGGACACAGAUCUCCAUUUGAACAUUCAACAGAUCACAAAAGUACACCAGAACAUAUGUGGAGUAGUCGGAAGACAUAGCAAAAACUAACAUUUCCUGAACUUUUUUUUUAGCCAUACACAAUAAACUAACACAGCAAUUGCCUUACAUGACUUGAAAAAUAUGGACCGGAUACGCUAUGAGUAGCAGUAUUGUUACUACUUUUCCAAUAUGCUAUGUCUAUUAUCCCAACAGAAGAAGAGAUAUUUUUGUAUUUAAAGUUUUAAUGCUGCACUGUGCUGCAAAUGUUGUAGCACAUUUUUUUAAAGAAAAAGAUGUUUACUUUUUACAGGGACCUCAACACUGCCCCAUUCAGACUGGAUCUUAAUCUGAACUCCUCAUCAAAGUGGUUUUAUCCUGAACACAAUUUAAAUUAUGUUUGUAGAUGAGCAUUCACAUGUUAACCUGUGAUCAUAUUUCAGGAAAGAAUCAAGAUUUUUUUUAAAGAAUAAAAAAUAAAACAAGGAGUCAAGGACGUUGUUCACGUUCCAAAACUAUUUGUUUACAUUGUACACUGCGACCACCUUGCCGUUUUUUCAUCACAAGCUUGAAUAUUUAAAUUCUGUAACUAUAAUUGUAUAGUAGCCAGGCAUUCUCCAGUUUGAUAAAUUGCAAUGCCUUUUUACAAAAUGGCUGUAAAUUAUUGUAAAUUAAUUAAAUGAGCUUUCCCCUCUCAGA